AUGAUGAGAAUACCAGAAUGUCUGAGCCGACGUUACAAGGCAUUGGAUGACUUAAUUCAAGAGCUCAGCUCAUCCAUACCCAGUCAGAAUUCUUUAACUGAACAGAGGAGUAAUACGAGUAAUGUCGGUAUUAAACUUAUGUGCGAUUUCUGGAAUAUUCUCAAAGAAGAUCCUGAUUGUAACUUAACGGCAGAAGUCCAGCACCGCAUGGGAAUGAGGUCAGGACCAGAAUUGUGUCCCAACGUUUACGGCGUACAACGUUACAUGACUUACAUGGCUGAGAAAUGCUGCACAGACAAAGACGGUAAUUACAAAGGCUGUAAAGUCGACAAAGAUGGCAUGAAAGGUUGUAGAGGUAGCAACAAAAGCGAUCAGGACGCCGACAAAGACGAACACAAAUGCAAUAAAGAUGUUGCCAAUGUGAUGAAUCAAGGCAAAAUAUGUUGUAAAAGAAGUAACGAGGCUCCCAAGAAGCAGACUGAAGUUGAUGUGAAAUUAUCAGGUGCAUGCUGUUCUGGUACAAAAGCUACACAUAUGAAAGACGAAGAGUUAGCGCUCACCAAAGUUUUAUGCAACCUAAAGCAGGCUGCGACGUUUGACAAGAAAUGUCACGUCCGGGUGAAAGAGUUAAUGGAAGCACAAAAAAUGUUAAAGGAACAGGUACAAAUUUUGGAAGCUAGGGAAAAAGAGGGAGUCAAGUUGUUGAAGGAGGCUGACUGCAUGUGGUUGUGCAUGGAGGAUGCUUACAAGAAAAAAGUUGCCGAGUCUCAAGAGAGACAGCAGUUAUUACUGAAACAGCUAAAGGAAAUAGAAACAAGUGCAACUAAGUGGAGAAAAAAUAAGAAAGAUCUAGAGUUUCAAAUUAAUAACAUGACAAAAGCUAGAAUGGAAAUUGUUGAAAAGUUGAAUCAGAAAAAAAACGAUAUCAAGAUUAUGGAUUCAGAAAACCAAAACCUAACGAAAAGAAUAGAAAGUGCUAAAAAAGAUUUGGCCAAUAGCACAAAAUCCAUGGGCACUGCGAAGGAAGCUUCUGAUGCAAGAAUGGUGAACUUAACUGAAGAGAUGGUGAAAAUUCAAAAGAAAACAAAUGAAGAAAGAACGAAUAUGAAGAAAAAAGAAAACGAAGGAACUCAAUAUGUCAAAGAAGCUAGAACUGACCUACAAAACAUAUGUAAGGUUUUGUUACAGAAAAAACUUGAAAAUGAAGAUCUUAGAGCAGAGAGAACAGCUAUUAAUGAAGAAAUGGAUCUUUUAGUAACAACCCUUAGUAAUUGUAAAGAUAAAUGUAAAAACAAAGAAGAAUCUGUAUUAGCAGAACUUAAAACUCUUACGAAUGAAAUCGCCACAUUCGAAGCUAAAUGUAAAAAAUGUCACAUAUGCACGGAUACUAACGAUGUAAGAAAACUAUGUACAGAUUGUCCUAAAUGUUUGCAAGAAAGAAAGUGCAACGUUGGGGAAGAAGACUGUACAUCUGAUCCUACAAUGGACUGUGUAUGUAUGAGUGUUAAACAGAAAUUCUUAGACAAUGUAUUUGAUAACAUGUAUACCGUGUUAGAAAGACAAUCUAGAACUCAGCCUGGUAAGGCUUUAGCGGAUGCGAUAUUAAACUCUUUAAAAAGAAGUACCAAUGGAAAGCUUUCCCCGCAAACUAGAAGAAUAUUGCAAGAAUUUAUAUUAUCGACGGUGAAGAAAAACUUGAAUUUGACAAUAGUAGGCGGAGCAGUGAAGACACGUUGUGAGAUGGAUCCGGACACUUAUAAACAGCUGAUGACUUGUCUCAGGUCUGUUAAAGCAGUUAAGCCACCCCAAGCAGACAAGGGAACCCCACCUAGAAAGGAGCCUUGUAAACGCUGGGGCCCUUCCAGCGAGUGUAACUGUCCAAAGGGUCCUAAAAAUUGCAUUUGCACGAGAAAGGCACCCCCACACCCGGAUGACCCUAGACCGUGUCCUCAGGAUAAGGAAGAUAUCGGAGAACAAAAGAUUUGCCCUUAUAAAGACAAGAAAGUUUGUGGUCCUGAUUGUGGUAUGCAAGGUCGUUCAUCACGUGCUACACGUGACAUUGGGAAUGAGAUAGCUACGUGGAGGCCAGACCCAUGUUCAGGACCGAGCUGCCCUUACAAUAAAAUUACAAGGGCAGCCAUGGCACAAUGUGUGCUUGGCAACGAAUCGAUGGUAAAAAAAGAGUCACGGAAGUCUACGUGCACAUGUAGGACCACUCCGUUGAAAUCAUGCCAUUGUCAUCGAGAUCGUAGGAGGCAACUUCGAGAAAAAAAUAUUGCUGAAGUUAUGGGAAGAUACCAUGUGGUCCCACCAAUAGCAAAAGAUAUAACAUUACGCGAAACAAGCGAUAUUGAAUCAAAAGUUUGCGAUGCAGUAAAUAAACUUAUGAAAAAAGUGAUUGUCAAAUCAAAAGAUACAAAACAUGUGAAAGCAAAUUUAGUGGAAUAUUGUGAUAAAUAUACAAGUGUUCAAAAGUGGUGGAGGGAUUCUCAAAAAGACGUUCGUUUUGAAUUACCAUAUGCAAAAGAUGAAUUUAGACUACAAGCCAAUUCAACAGCAUUACCUCAUAAUAGACAAUCUGUAAAUAGUAUUGCAUGCCAAUUUAAUAAUCUCGAAUCAUCUUCAAACUUUAGCAGUAUACAAGAUAUUGUAUCGAAAGAGUUUAAAAUAGCUGUUGAAAAUAGAGGUAAAUUCGUCACACAAUCUACCGUAUUAACAAAAACCAAUUCAGGGACAUUCACUAUGGAACUAGAUGAGCAGAUAAUUGAAUCAUUACAAAAAGUUACUAAUGAAGACCCCAUUUUAUUUGUGUCGUUUAAAAAAUCGGAUUCUGGAUGUUUAAUAGUACAUUUUGAUAACAAAAAUAAUUCAGUAGCUAAUACUCAGAAAGUUGCAUUAAGAACAACGCAAUCAGGAACAAAGUUUUUAGAAAUACAUAAAAAUAUUAUUGACAUUCUUGAAAAUUCUGACAAAUAUAACAUGAAAAAUAUAAGAUACUCAAGCAAGUCAGCAAACACGUAUGAAGAGGAUAAGUUUAGAGGACAUUAUAUAGCACAAGAUGAGAAAAAAAAAAAGUUUUUUUUGAAAGACAGUCAUGAUGCAUUUAACGAUCAGACCAACGAAACCGAUUUCAAAGACAUAUUGAGAAAACAAUGUGGGUGCAUAAUUCUAACGCAUUCAUCGUGCCGAAAUUGUAAUAACUCUCUCAUGAAAACUGAUGAAAGCGAAAUUAUCGACUUUAUAUAUAAAGAUGAUGAAACAGCUAAUAAUGUUGAAAGAUAUGCUGCAAAGAAAAUAAAUGGAAUACCAGAUGUAUGCAUGUCCACGUUUACAGAACAAUUACAAGAUUAUUCAUUUGAGCUGCAGCACCUAUUUGAGCAAGGCAAUGUCAAAAUUACAGUUCAGAUUAAAAUGAACAAUGAGCUCUUCAACAAAUUUGAAACGGUUAUUACUAGGUCACUCGCAGGCACCAUCGGUGUUGGUAUAGUGCAACUAUCAUCUCUUGGGCAUAUUCCUCUUGAUGGGAUUGAAUAUCCAGUUAGUUUAUCAAAGACGAUGUCUAACACAUACAUAGUUAAUCUUGAUCAAUCUAGUGAAACAUUUAAUGCAGUAUUUAAAAAAAGUAUAUCUGGCAAUGUUAUGCUCCUUCCAACAACACCACAAACAAAAAAUCAAUCUAAGAAGGAUGCAGGUCAACCUGAAGUAAAAUUAUACAAAUUAAAAGUAAAGAAUUACGACAAUUGUCAUGUUGAACUACCCGCAGUAUUAAAAUUGACAGACUCGAAUAAUUUUAAUAUUGUAUUAGAUAAAGAAUUUGAAAGUCGUUACAAGAAGAUGGUGCGAAAUGAUUUUCUUAGUGAACAGCAACGCUAUGUACUUUUACAAAAAACUCCCUCUGCGUAUGUCGUAGACUUAAACACUGAUAAUCAUAUUCAUCAUGAGAACCUUAAUGCACUAUUAGUUAAAUCUAAAUCAGGUAAUAUCAAAAUAGUGGUAAAAGGAGCCAUAGCAGAAUGCCUUGGAGUCACAAAGACUAAAAGAAGUCCAGUAUCUUCAGCUCAAGUGUUUAAAGAAUUACUGGAUAAAUUGCAUACAGCUUCAACGAACACAAAAAAUCAAAGGAAAUACAAACCCAAGUUCGUUGGCCAGAAAUCUUCUAGCGACACACAGUUAUAUGAACGUGUAAAAAUAAAACUACAAAUCAACAAAGGCUUCGCUUCAGAUCCUUCGGCUAUCCUUAAAAAAACAGAUUCAGGCCAUUAUGCUGUCAUUCUUAACAAAGAAUCAAAGAAAACGUUCCUCAAAAAUUUAAGAAGCUUUUUAGUUUCUAACCCUAACGGAGUCGUUCCUAUAACUAGAACAGAAUCUGGUGAAAUUCAGUUAGACCUUAAGCGUUAUGGUGAAGAAAAAGGACAUUACGGUUUAUUGAAAAUUACUUCAUCAGGAAAUGUGUAUGUCGUUGUCGAUGCUGAAGCUGUAACAACUAUGUCCAGUAAUUCAAAUAUGAACAGUAAACGAUCUAAUGCUGUUGAUACCAGAUCUUUUAACAUAGGGGAAUUUGUUAAUAAAGAAGUCUACACUACUUGUAAUGGUAAACCAGUGACUGGUGUUUGUGACAUAUCUAAAUGUAUAUGUGAAGAGAUACCGUUUGAGACUUUAUUUUGGAAGAACAAUACCAAUGGCAAAAAUACAGAACAAGUCUCUCAACCCACGUGUUGGAAUCGUACAGAUGCCAGAACAGAUAAAGUAUGUAUGAAACCUACAUUGAAGUAUAAUUAUAAACCCACAGAACACUGCUGUUACGUAUUUGACUCUGUUUGUUCUUAUCAUGACAACAGAUACAGUCAUGAGUCUAAUGAAUUGUUAAAUAAAUCUGCAAUCUAUAAAGAAGCGCAACAAAUUAAGAUUAUGAAAUACAAACAUGCAAACAACCUUGAACAUCCUCAAGUCGGUAAAGUGUUGUGGGAUUCUUUAAGUUACUUGCCGCCACAACUGCCGCCUUUUCUACGAAAUGUCCAAUAUCAUUAG
Messenger RNA from Arctia plantaginis, 5028 nucleotides. Lineage: Eukaryota; Metazoa; Arthropoda; Insecta; Lepidoptera; Erebidae. The record is from the annotation of a GenBank genome assembly.